AUGGAUUUAAUAGCAUUGGAAGAGAAAGUCCGUCGGCUGGAAACGCUUGAAGUCAAUGAGAUGCGGCUGCUUUUGAAUACGGUGAUGGCCCUCUUUCUUUACGAAAGUAAUGUUCCGAAUGUGCCGCUUCCUGUCACUAUUUGCGGCGACAUCCAUGGACAGUUUCCAGAUCUUUUACAUCUUCUAGCACUUGCAGGGGAAAUUAGCACGACAAGCAUGCACUAUAUUUUUUUGGGUGAUCUCGUUGACCGUGGGUUCAACAGCGUGGAGGUGGUCACCUUCCUCUUCUUGAUGAAGGUGAAGUACCCUGAUAAGAUCACCCUUAUCCGCGGUAACCACGAGACGCGUCAGGUGUCAACAGCCUAUGGAUUUUACGAUGAGUGCAACAGGAAGUUCAAAACGGCGGAAGUGUGGCGACAUUGCACGGAUGUCUUUGAUUGCUUGCCUGUUGGGGCACUAGUUGAAGGGAGAGCUCUCUGCAUUCACGGCGGUCUCUCGCCGGAUGUAAACACGAUUGACAACAUCCAUCUGCUGCAGCGAAAGCAAGAGAUCCCAACCGAGGGAGCCUUUGCAGACCUUGUCUGGUCGGACCCUGGAAGCAUAGAAGGCUGGGGCAUUUCACAGCGCGGCGCGGGCCAUUUAUUUGGAGCGAAUGUCACCCGGGAAUUUUUAUAUCGUAACGGACUCAACCUUUUAGCGCGGGCACACCAACUUGUCCAGAAGGGAUUUAAAUAUCAUUUUGAUGAGGAGUUUGUUUGCACCGUGUGGUCCGCGCCAAACUAUUGCUACCGGUGCAACAAUUUUGCGAGUGUCCUACGCGUGUAUGAGGAUGAAUCGCGUGAGUUUGUUGUCUUUGAAAAAGUAGAUCAGCAGUACGUGGAAGAUUUCCCGGAAAAGUUGCAGCUUUCCUAUUUCUUAUAG
This is a messenger RNA of Trypanosoma cruzi, 921 nucleotides long. RefSeq names its product serine/threonine protein phosphatase, putative. Gene Ontology annotation, biological process: peptidyl-serine dephosphorylation. The coding region runs from base 1 to 921 and encodes 306 amino acids. Gene Ontology annotation, cellular component: cytoplasm. The transcript has a single exon. Lineage: Eukaryota; Euglenozoa; Kinetoplastea; Trypanosomatida; Trypanosomatidae. Gene Ontology annotation, molecular function: protein serine/threonine phosphatase activity. The record is from RefSeq and is a predicted model, not a curated record.